CUGAAGAUAUAUAUAUAUAUAUAUAUAUAUAUAAUAAAAAACCAUCGACUGUCUGAGUCUUUGACAGACAACGUAAACCCUAGCCGACGUGAAGAAGAAGGGAGACAGGAGGAGAGAUGGCGGCGUUGCCGGGGCAGUUGAUCUGGGAGAUUGUGAAGAAGAACAACUCUUUCCUUGUGAAGGAGUUCGGGAGAGGAACUGCCAGCGUUCAGUUCAGCAAGGAGCCCAACAAUCUCUACAACCUCAACUCGUACAAGCACUCUGGCUUGGCUAACCGUAAGACUGUCGCCAUCCAACCUGAGGGGAAGGAGCAGGCGGUGUUACUCGCCACCACCAAGACCAAGAAGCAGAGCAAACCCGCGCAAUUGCUUCACAAGUCUGUGAUGAAAAAGGAGUUCUCCAGGAUGGCCGAGGCUGUCGUCAACCAGGUGGGAGACAACUACUAUCGGCCUGACCUCAAGAGCGCGGCCCUUGCAAGGUUGUCUGCUGUUCACAGGAGCCUCAAGGUUGCCAAGUCCGGAGUCAAGAAGAGGAACAGGCAAGCCCUCAAGGCCCGUGGCAGGAAGUGAAAUUGAUGAGCUCUGUUAGACGAUUUCUCUCCCCCUUUUUGUUUCCUCUGGUUAGCUUGUUCUAUGAAUAGUAGAAUACACUUUUUCCGCUUAAUGAACCGUGUUCGAAAGAAGAUGCUUCUAUGGCAUUGCUUUGUGAAAUUGUGAGAGAGAGAUUGGUUAUGAAUGAUUUGUUAUCCGCUUCUGCCCCUUUAUGAUUGAUGCACUACAUUUAGUUUAUCUUUUUAAUGAAGCCGCAGUAUCCAAA
Messenger RNA from Punica granatum (pomegranate), 816 nucleotides. Lineage: Eukaryota; Viridiplantae; Streptophyta; Magnoliopsida; Myrtales; Lythraceae. The record is from RefSeq and is a predicted model, not a curated record.